Messenger RNA from Canariomyces notabilis, 1185 nucleotides. RefSeq lists its product as uncharacterized. The record is from RefSeq and is a predicted model, not a curated record. The transcript is spliced from 2 exons. The coding region runs from base 1 to 1185 and encodes 394 amino acids. Lineage: Eukaryota; Fungi; Ascomycota; Sordariomycetes; Sordariales; Chaetomiaceae.
AUGGCUUCCCAGCUCCUCCCGUACACACCUACGUCGGACGCCAUGGAGCGCCACGAAUACGGCGUCACCAAGCACAGGAAGGCUACCUCGACGGGGGGUGGGCGAGCAUGGAGCGAGGAUGAGGAAGUGUAUCUCCUCCAGACACGACUCCAGAAGAUGCCCUACAAGCACAUCGCUGCGCAUCUCAAAAAGACAGAGCUCGCUUGUCGCCUUCAUUAUCACCAGCUCAGCCACGGCAGCAACCGCCGCAAGCGCACCACCUCAAUGUCGUCAGCAUCCUCGGGGGGCGGCCACUCGCCGACCCUCCAGGCCUCGAUACCUUCGCCCAUUCACGAGCACGGUGGCACAUCGAGCCGGUCAGCCUCGCCACCCGAAUCCGCGGGAUCGUAUGGCUUAGGGAGUCCCGGCGGCAUCCAGCUGCCCAGCAUCAUGUCAGCGACCGCCUCAACCAACACAUCCCCCCGCCUGCCGACCAUCCUACCCAAGCCGUCCUCAAUGACGCUUGCCCUGGCCUCGAUGGGCGGCGGCUCGGGCACCGCAUCCCCAACAGCCUCCCGCGGCUACCCCACGCCCCUUCACGACUCCCACCCUCACAACGCCACGCUGAUGACUUCGGCAGCCACCAAUACCGGCGCUGCUGCCCCGCACUCAACCGUUUCGCGCAUAGGCCCACAGCACCACGGCCACGGCCACGGGAACGGUCACGGCGUCCCGCAGCUGCGACUCGACUGUUCCGCACUCCCACCUCCACCGUCAGGAGGUUUCCAAACCCCUUCCUCCAGCCACCCAGUCGACAUGUCCCGGCUGGCAGCCGUGUACAACACCCACCGGGCGUCUUUCUGGGCGGCUGUCGCGGCUGAUUACGGCGGUGGCGCGAACCCGUUUGUGCUGGAACAGGCGUGGCGAAACAGCACUAGCCAUGGAGGAGGCAUUGGCAUGGGCAUGGGCGUGGCAGCGCAGAUGACGCCUAUCACGCCGGUGGGCAGUCCGGAGGAUCAUAUUUAUGGUACUGGGACUGGUACGGGUGCGGGUGCGGGUGGGCAGGCGAAGCCGGAUAAGACGCGGAUUAGUGCUAUUCUGGGGAUUGAUGCUAAUCCGAGGAGUCCGAGGGAACGGGAGAUGGUUAGACGGAUUGAGGAGGAGAGAUGUUCGGUUCCCGUAUCGGUCGGGGUGGUGGGUGCCUGA